AUGCGUUCCUCACUGCGUUGCCUUUUCUUCCUGGGCAGUGCACUCGUCUCGCUCUCGUCUCACACAAAUGCGUUCUAUCUCCCAGGUGCAGCGCCUCAUGAUUAUGCCGCUGGCGAAGUUGUAGAUCUCUACGUCAAUGCUCUGACCCCCAUGUUGGCUGGGAACGAUAACGCCAAGUUGAAAUCCUUGAUAAAUUAUGACUACUACAAUCCGAGAUUCCACUUCUGCGAACCAGAAGGAGGACCACGCAAGGAACCCGAGUCGCUGGGUUCAAUCUUAUUUGGUGACCGGAUAUUCAACUCACCGUAUGAUAUCAGAAUGCUGGAGGACAAUGCAACAUGUCGAACGCUCUGUUUACAAGAUGUGCCUGGAGAGGACGCCCAGUUCAUCAACGACAGAAUCCGCGAAGAUUAUGCGUUGAAUUGGCUCAUAGAUGGCCUUCCUGCUGCAGAAAUGAAAAAGGAUCUGAAAACAGGCGACCUCUUUUUUGACAUGGGGUUCAACCUAGGAAAUGACGAGGAAGAGGAGUUUGCGGAAACCCCGGCAUUAAAUAAUCAUUAUGAGAUAGUUUUGAGGUAUCAUUCGCCACGGCCAGACGUGUUUCGAGUAGUCGGCGUCCUCGUGUGGCCCACCAGCCGCGGUGGUUCACAGGAAGACCCGAUCGGAGAUUGUAUGAGCGCUGCUCCACCACUCAUUCUGCGGGAGAGCCAAAACAAUACCGUCCGUUACACAUAUCGCGUGAUGUGGAACGAAUCCGAUACUCCAUGGGCCACCCGUUGGGACAAUUACCUGCACAUCUUCGAUCCCCGCAUACACUGGUUCAGCCUGAUUAAUUCGCUUGUGAUCGUCGUUUUUCUCUGUGUUAUGGUGUCCAUGAUCCUGCUAAGGACUGUCUCCCGAGAUAUAUCGCGUUACAACGCUAUUGAUCUCAGUGAAGAUGUCCAAGAGGACUGGGGUUGGAAACUCGUUCACGGAGAAGUGUUUCGGACCCCUCGUCAUGCCAUGAUUUUGUCAGUGAUGGUCGGAAACGGGGCUCAGCUAUCUGCAAUGGUCGGGGUCACUCUUGUGUUUGCUCUGCUAGGUUUCCUGUCUCCCUCUAACCGCGGUUCGCUGGCGACGGUGAUGAUGGUGUGCUGGACGUUGUUCGGAGGAAUCGGCGGCUAUGUCUCCAGCAGAGUGUAUGCUUCUCUAGGAGGGACUGACAAGAGAAAGAACGCCUUCCUUGCAGCAACGCUGCUACCCACUGUCGUCUUUGGUGUGGUUGUUUUCUUGGAUUUCAUUCUCCUAGCUGCUGGUUCUUCCGGAGCUGUACCAUUCGGUACGAUGCUGCUCAUUAUCGUUCUUUGGUUCGGGAUCUCAGCACCAUUAUCUGCAAUCGGCUCAUAUUUCGGGACAAGACAUGGAGGUUUCCCUCAUCCGGUACGAGUCAACCAGAUUCCACGACAAAUACCGGCGGUUCCGAAAUACCUGCAGCCUUGGGCAGCCACACUUCUGGCUGGCAUAUUACCAUUCGGUGCUGCUUUUGUCGAGCUCUAUUUCGUGUUGUCUAGUCUAUUUGCAUCAAGAGCAUAUUAUGCCUUUGGAUUCUUAGCGUUGACUGCGGGUGUCGUAUCGCUGACCACAGCAACCGUUACGAUCCUUUUUACCUAUUUCAUACUGUGCGCGGAAGAAUACAGAUGGCACUGGAGAGCAUUCCUCACUGGCGGUGGAAGUGCCUUCUGGCUACUUGCAUACGGCAUAUUCUACUGGGCAUCUCGUCUCUCACUUGACUCCUUCUCCAGCGUAGUGUUAUACAUGGGAUACCUCUUCCUUCUUGCCCUACUUGACUUCAUUGUCACAGGAACUAUUGGCUUCUUAGCGACUUACUGGGCAGUUCGCAGGCUAUAUAGCGCGAUACGUGUGGACUAA
Molecule: messenger RNA, 1908 nt
Organism: Sparassis crispa
Lineage: Eukaryota; Fungi; Basidiomycota; Agaricomycetes; Polyporales; Sparassidaceae
Product: Transmembrane 9 superfamily member 1
Exons: 19
Coding region: 1-1908 (635 amino acids)
Biological process (GO): vacuolar transport; protein localization to membrane
Cellular component (GO): membrane
Source: RefSeq, a predicted model, not a curated record